Brassica napus (rape) is the source of this 4483-nucleotide messenger RNA. RefSeq names its product protein SUPPRESSOR OF NPR1-1 CONSTITUTIVE 4. Gene Ontology annotation, biological process: lipid metabolic process; protein phosphorylation. Lineage: Eukaryota; Viridiplantae; Streptophyta; Magnoliopsida; Brassicales; Brassicaceae. Bases 289 to 4254 code for a protein of 1321 amino acids. The record is from RefSeq and is a predicted model, not a curated record. Gene Ontology annotation, molecular function: glycerophosphodiester phosphodiesterase activity; polysaccharide binding; protein kinase activity. The transcript has 11 exons.
AGAGGGAAAAAAAUGUUAAUUACUUGAUUAAAAAAGGUUGCUCUGCCUCAAUUUUGUAGCCAAAGGUUUAACGUAGUUUAAUAAAGAGACGACUUAAAGAGUCAACACAUAAAAAAGCAAUCAAAAAAAAAAAGAAAGAUCCGGAGUCUUAAGCGUGUCUGUAUUAUUAGUCCCACUAUGCGUACGACUGCUUAUGCAUUAAAGACUACUAUUUAUGUUUUUCUAUCUAUGUGAUUUAGUAGGUCUCCGAGAAGAAAGAACAGGACCUAGUAAAGUUAACUUCCGACAAUGGGAGCUUCAACAGUUUUACUAUGUGGUGUUGUUCUGAUUCACGUGUUUGCUUCUCAAACUGACGCUCAAAGACCUAGAAGUCCAUGGAAAACACUCAGUGGUGAUGCUCCUCGUGUGAUCUCUCGUGGAGGGUUUUCUGGAUUGUUUCCAGAUUCGAGCCUUGAUGCUUACAACUUCGCACUACAGACAAGUGUAGCAGAUGCUAUCCUGUGGUGUGAUGUUCAAUUAACCAAAGAUGGAGCUGGGAUUUGUUUCCCUGAUCUAAACAUGAGCAAUGCUUCAACUAUUGAAGUUGUUUACCCAAAGGGUCAAAAAACUUACCCGGUUAAUGGAGUCCCUACUCAGGGCUGGUUCACCGUUGAUUUCUCCUUGAAAGAUCUCAACAAGGUUUACUUGAUCCGAGGUAUAUUAUCUCGUUCAGACAGAUUCGAUGGUAAUGGAUACACGAUCUCCACUGUUCAAACUGUAAACAUAGAGUUGAGACCACGAGGCUUAUGGUUAAACGUUCAGCACGAUGCCUUCUACGCGCAGAAUAAUCUGAGCAUGAGCAAUUUUCUGAUAUCUGCUUCAAAAAAUGUUUCCAUUGACUACAUCUCUUCCCCUGAAGUGAAUUUCUUUACAAAGAUUGCUGGCCGGUUCGGGCAUAAUGGACCGAUCUUCGUGUUCCGUUUUCUCGAGAAAGAAACAUUCGAGCGGACGACAAACAGAUCAUACGGUUCUAUCUUGAGUAACUUGACUUUUGUCAAGACGUUUGCUUCAGGGAUUCUUGUUCCCAAGUCUUACGUAUUGCCACUCGAUGACAAGCAGUACUUGCUUCCCUCCACAUCCUUAGUUCAAGAUGCUCACAAAGCAGGACUUGAAGUGUUUGUGUCGGGUUUUGCUAAUGAUGUUGAUAUUGCACAUGACUAUAGUUAUGAUCCUGUCUCUGAGUAUCUAUCUUUUGUGGAUAAUGGCAACUUCUCUGUCGAUGGUGUUCUCUCUGACUUUCCCAUAAGUGCAUCUGCAUCUGUCGAAUGCUUCUCCCACCUUCGCAGAAACGCUACAAAACAAGUUGAUUUUCUUGUUAUAUCAAAAAAUGGAGCGAGUGGGGACUAUCCUGGAUGUACAGACUUGGCAUAUGAUAAGGCUAUCAGAGAUGGUGCUGGUGUUAUCGACUGCUCGGUCCAAAUGUCCAGAGACGGUAAACCUUUUUGCUCACAUUCAAUAGAUCUCUCGAACAUCACAAACAUCGCCCAAACAUCUUUCGCUCAGCGUUCAACACAUGUUCCUGAGAUUAGCUCAAACGAUGGAAUAUACACUUUUAGUCUCACAUGGUCUGAGAUCCAGAGCUUGAUUCCUGCGAUUUCAAACCCUUACAGGGUAUACAAUAUGUUCAGGAAUCCGAAUGAGAAAAAAUCUGGAAAGCUUAUUUUACUUUCUGAAUUCCUAAAGUUGGCAAAACACUCCACUUCUCUCUCCGGUGUUUUGAUCAGUGUAGAGAAUGCAAUGUACCUGCGACAGAAGCAAGGGCUCAACAUGGUUAAAGCGGUUCUCGAUACCCUCACGGAAACUGCUUACAGCACUCGAAUAACCACUACAAAAGUCAUGAUUCAGUCAACGGAUAGCUCGGUCCUAGUUGAGUUCAGGAAUCAGAGCAAGUAUGAGACAGUCUACAAAGUUGAAAAAACCAUUAGUGAUAUUAGUGACUCUGCUAUUGAAGAGAUAAAAGAAUUUGCCAGUGCUGUUGUCAUCACGAAAGUAUCAGUAUUUCCCACAUUUUAUGGGUUCGUCACGGGGCAAACCAAUGUUGUGGAGAGGCUGCAGAAGUCUCAGCUUCCGGUAUAUGUGGAACUGUUCCAGAACGAGUUUGUAUCUCAGCCAUAUGACUUCUUCUCUGACGCAACUGUUGAGAUAAACUCUUAUGUUACUGGAGCUGGUGUAAAUGGAACCAUCACUGAGUUUCCUUUCACAGCUGCUAGAUACAGAAGGAAUAAAUGUUUGGGAAGCAAAGAAACUCUACCUUACAUGGCUCCUGUCCAACCAGGUGGCCUCUUAGAAGUUGUGAGUCCGGCGUCCUUACCUCCAGCCGAAGCUCCAAACCCAGUGUUCACAGAUGCUGAUGUCCCAGGUUAUGACCAUUACAAACAAUGCAGUCAAACGUUUCUCUGUGGUAAUCAAGGCGGUCUCUUGUACCCUUUCUGGACACCUGACAGAGAAACCUGCGGCUACCCUGGCUUUAAGCUCAACUGUAGCCAAGGAUUCGCAGAGCUUACUGUCUCUUCCGUGAAGUUCAGAAUCUUAAACGCAAAUUACACUUCUCGUAAUAUAAGACUCGCCAGAUCAGAUUAUAUCGACAAUAUUUGUCCUUCAGACCCACUAAAUGGACCAUUCUACCAAAAUGCCCUUCAACUGGCUAAUGACACCAAUCUGCUAACAAUGCUUUAUGACUGCCAAGACUUAUCAUCCAUUAUCUACAGUAGUGAAGCUUACAAUUACGUUACAGACUUUCAAUGUAAAGAAGGUGUAAAAAACAACAACUAUUGUGUUGUGAUAAACAGCUCGUCUUCUUUAUUCAACGGGAGGGAUGGCAUUGACUACAUGAAGGAAAACUGCACAGAUUACGUCAGCAUGCCUUUUUCCGGAUCGAACCUACACACUCUGGAUUCAAAUAAUCUAAAGAAGACUCUUGAACAGGGUUUCGAGCUUCAACUUAAACAAGACUGCUCCAUGUGCCUAGAAUCUAAGGGUGCUUGUGGAUACGAUCAAGCUUUUAAUCGAUUCGUCUGCUAUUGCGACGAUGGGACCCAUGGCGAUACUUGUAGCUCUGGAAAGACAAGUCAAGGGUUUUCGGUCAACACAGUUCACAAAGGGUCUUUGGUCAAUGCAAUUGGCAAAGUUUCGGGCUCAGUAGCAGGCGUUGUUAUGUUCUUGGUCUUACUAUCAUUGUUUCUUUGUUACCUCUGGAAGAGAGAAACACGACAGAGACAGCAAAAUCUCAAGUCUCUUAUUCCACUCAAACACUACUCUUAUGCACAAGUGAAAAGAAUUACAAAGUCAUUUGCGGAAGUGGUCGGGAGAGGCGGAUUUGGAAUUGUGUAUCGAGGAACUCUUCCUGAUGGUCGUAUGGUUGCGGUGAAGGUCUUGAAAGAUUCAAAGGGCAAUGGUGAAGAUUUCACGAACGAGGUUGCAAGCAUGAGCCAAACUUCUCAUCACAACAUUGUUUCCUUGCUUGGUUUCUGCUCUGAACGUUCCAAAAGAGCUAUUAUAUAUGAAUUUUUGGGAAACGGGUCCCUUGAUAAAUUCAUCGCAGGCAAUACUUUGGACUGGACGGCAUUGUAUCAAAUUGCGCUUGGAGUUGCUCGAGGCCUAGAAUACUUGCAUCACGGCUGCAAAACGAGGAUUGUACAUUUCGACAUAAAACCACAAAAUGUACUCUUAGAUGAAAACUUUUGCCCCAAGGUUUCAGACUUUGGUCUUGCUAAGCUCUGCGAGAAGAAAGAGAGUGCACUGUCAUUGCUGGACACACGAGGUACAGUCGGGUACAUAGCACCAGAAAUGAUUUCAAGGGUCUAUGGGAGUGUCUCUCACAAGUCAGAUGUAUAUAGCUACGGGAUGUUGGUUCUAGAGAUGAUUGGCGCAAGGAAUAAAGAAAAAGCUCAUCAAGACUCCGCUUCUAACACGAGUUCAAUAUACUUUCCUGAGUGGAUAUAUAGGGAUAUUGAAUUAGGAAAGUCUAGAAGGCUUAUCGAGGAUGAAAUCAGCAAUGAGGAACAUGAGCUAGCAAAGAAGAUGGCUUUGGUUGGUUUGUGGUGUAUUCAGUCUUCUCCGUUGGAUCGCCCACCUAUGAACAGAGUUGUAGAGAUGAUGGAAGGAAGCUUGGAUGCUCUUGAAGUGCCCCCUAGGCCUGUUUUGCAAAUUCCCAUAGCACCUCUUCAAGAACCUUCAACACUUUCAAGGGAUAUUUCGGUUUACACCGAAGAAUGAUCGAAAACGCCUCCUUGGAAUUUAUCAAAGCAGGACCACAACAAUGCAAAUAUUCAAGAAAUGCCAUAUAUUGUCUACAUUCCGAAUUAAAAUGGGAAAUCUGUGUAUAAAAUUAGGCUAUUCUGAAGAUUAUUUGAUGUCCAUAUACACCAAGUUCGGUGUAUUUAGGUGAAUGCAUGAGAAUUCACCUACUGUGCAUACUACUUAAUCCCAAUUCAGUUCCUAAGUC